GCUUGAAGCAGAUCAGCUUCACGUGGAUGCAGUAGAGGCCGGUGUUGUGCUGGUGCUGUGUCGGGUCUGCGCAGAUCUAACCUAUAACCGCAUGUCACCUGCUUAUCAAGUGUCCAUGGAGAUUGAGAAGUUUAAUGCCAUACUGCAGAAUAACUACUCCAUGGAGAUUAGAAGGUGGUGGAUCCUUUAACCAGAGGAGUUACAGAGAAGUUACAGCGCAUGUUGCUUUUUGCUUAGUUUUGUCUUGGGUGAUGAUGCCAAAGAAAAGCAAAAACGCAGUUAAAAGAACCAAUGGCACAGCGGAGGAGGAGGAGACUGUUCCCUCUAAACGUGCCGCCGAGGUGGAGUGCCCUUUGACCUUUCACAGCCCCGCGGAGCUCUUCGCCAGCCUCAUCGCCCCCUUGAGUCCAGAGCAGUUUUUCUCUGAGUACUGGGAGCAGAAGCCGGUGCACCUGCGCAGAGAUGAGCCCGGGGUGGCCCAGUAUUACUGGUCUCUGUUCAGCCUCUCCGACCUCCCCGACCUCUGCUCGCAUGACCUGGAGUUCUACCGCGAUGUGAACGUGGUGCGCUGCAUCAACGGCAAGAAAAAGGUCCUGAACAAAACGGGGAAAGUGAAGUAUCCAGCGCUCCACAAACUCAUCACGCAGAACAAGGCCACGGUUCAGUUCCACCAACCACAGAGAUUCAAGGAUGAGCUGUGGCGCGUGCAGGAGCGUCUGGAGAGUUUCUUUGGAGCUUUGGUCGGCUCCAAUGUUUACAUGACCCCAGAGGACUCCCAGGGCCUCCCCGCGCACUAUGACGACGUGGAGGUGUUCAUCCUGCAGCUGGAGGGGCAGAAGCACUGGCGCCUGUACACCCCCACGGUCCCCCUGGCCUCAGACUACAGCCUGGUGCCCGAGGACCAACUGGGCAGCCCCACCCAUGACAUCCUGCUCCAGGAAGGAGACUUGUUGUACUUUCCCAGAGGAACGAUCCACCAGGCCAACACUCUGCCCGGACACCACUCCACCCACCUGACCCUCAGCACCUACCAGAACAUGUCCUGGUCAGAUCUGCUCCUGGAUGUUCUUCCUGGGUUCCUCAGUGAGAGCAGCAGAACUGACACACACCUUAGACAGGGCAUGCCCAGCAGGGUUUUACUGGGGGGCUGUGAUAACGCGGGCCUUAGGAAUCAGAUGGCCGCUCGCCUGCGCCACCUUGCAGACAGAAUUGAGACGGGCACCGGGGAGAUGUGCUCUGCCAGUCUGAAGAGGGACUUUAUCAUGAACAGACUGCCCCCACACUGCCCAGAGGAGCAACUCAACCCGGUGGGGAGACUGCCCCAGCUCCACGACACCGUGUCCCUCACCUUCAGAGAACACGUGCUCCUCACAGUGGAGCCCAAACACAGGACCACGGACGAGAGCCCGGAGAUGGCUGUGUUUGUCCUGCACUCUCUGAGGAACCAGAGGAGCCACCACAUGAUGAGUCAGGGGCCCCAGGAGAGUGAGGGGCCUGAGGACGAGGAAGGCCUGCAUGUCUCUGCUGGCUUGCAAUUCCCUCUGUCCCACCUGGGGGCGCUGCAGCAGCUGCAGAAAGAGGAACAACUGCCUGUGACUGAUCUUCUACUUCCUGGGCCAGAGGAGCAGCUCAGCCUGGUGGUGGCGCUGUGGAGCGAGAGCCUGCUCAAAGCACUUUAACAGACACUCAAAUAAAUUAACUGUGAAUGAGUC
Molecule: messenger RNA, 1712 nt
Organism: Boleophthalmus pectinirostris (great blue-spotted mudskipper)
Lineage: Eukaryota; Metazoa; Chordata; Actinopteri; Gobiiformes; Gobiidae
Gene: riox2
Product: ribosomal oxygenase 2
Exons: 11
Coding region: 135-1679 (514 amino acids)
Cellular component (GO): nucleolus
Molecular function (GO): histone H3K36 demethylase activity; histone H3K4 demethylase activity
Source: RefSeq, a predicted model, not a curated record